Molecule: messenger RNA, 1181 nt
Organism: Caenorhabditis elegans
Lineage: Eukaryota; Metazoa; Nematoda; Chromadorea; Rhabditida; Rhabditidae
Gene: T22E5.6
Exons: 5
Coding region: 8-757 (249 amino acids)
Source: RefSeq, marked reviewed
UUUCACAAUGCCGGGAAGUAUAUCAAGUACUCCGGAGAGUCCAGAUAUAAUGCGUUUUGUAGUAUCAGUUGGUUGUCUCGUUUUUUCACUUAUGCUCACGUCAUUUGGAAUUGUUAAUAAUGCUUGGAUUGUUUUGGACAGACCAAACGAAAACGAUGAGUUUCAGAGAGGAAUUCGAGGACACGAUUGUUACCGUAACAAUGCACCAGGAAACGAGAACAUCUUCUGCCUUCCAUGGGAUUUUGAAGAUAAAGCGGAAAAGUUUCCAGAUCCGUUUACCAAAGUGUUGGCCGCUUCAACUGUUGUUCGAGUGACAUUCCACAUUGCUCUGGUCAUAUUGGCGUUUCAAAUUUUCUACCUCGCAUAUACCAUUGGACACUGUUGUAGCCAGUCAUUUACAGAAUUGACAAAAAAGCGAAAACUCGCAUUUUUCCAUGCAAUGCUCGUUCCAGUUGGCCUUUGGAUUAUUCUCCUACUACUUGUACUUUACGAAACUUACACUGAUAAUCUUCUCCCAUUGUCUCUGAGAAAAGAAGAUUACAAAUACAAAAUCGGAUCCGGCUUUUGGUUUUUCUUCCUCGGUGGCCUACUUCCAUUUAUUGGAGCACUCUACUUCUUGUUUAGAGAGCAGAUGGAUGCAUCGAAAACUCGUCUUAGAGGACUUAUCAAUCGACAUCAGCCAAUACCAUCAAAUGUGAACGAGAGUGACCGUGACGGGGUAGAACUGGUCAGGACAAAUCAUGGAGGAAGGGUGUAGCUUGAGUCUUGCUCAGCAAAAUAUUGUCAAUGUUUCUGAAGCUUUAUGUAUUUUUACCGAUGAUUUUAUCUAACAAGGAAAGGUUUUUAUUUUCCCGUCCCGACAGACAUCAAAACGAGAGAUGUGCAUUCUGCACUCUGAACUCCAACCGUUUUGAUCUGAAAUUUUUUUCUCUACUUUCCAGCCAGUUUUGGCAGACUUUCGACAUUUAAGGAUGUUUAUGGGUAAAUUAUCAUUUCGGAAAUUUUAGUUUUUGAGUGGUACUGAGCCGUUUUCGAUUUGAUGUCUGAGGGUUGAAAACCUUUCCUUGUAGUUCUACAUUACACUAACAAUGCUCAAAUUUUGUUCAGUCCCGCCGAAUUCCAGAUCUCAAUUUGUUUCUAAAUGUAUUUUCAGAAAAAAUAAAAACAUUUUCAAAUGAUGA